AUGCAAAUCCGGGAGUCCUGGUUCCAUGUGGCAGCAGACUGUGUGAUCACCUUGUGCAGUAUCCUUCCCCUUGUGUCUAUUCCGGCCAUGGCUUAUUUGUUCUACAGCUAUUCGUUCCGCUGGAUUCAGUUUAGAAUGCCUCGAGAUGCGAAGUACUACCCGUGCAUGAGCCAGACCGUUCUUGUAGGAAGGGUCAUUACCGAGGUUCUUCUGUGGGCGUGGCUGCUGCAGUGCAACGUCAGGGCAGGACUAGACCUCGCAGCUUUCAUUCAGAUGACAAGAGAGCUGAGCUGGAGUCAACAGACAAUGGAGUACAUCAUCCAGUAUACGCAGGUCAACUUCAUCCGCAGCAGCCUGUGCGUUGCCUCGGUCUUUUUUUUCCGCUCUUUCGCAUGGCAUGCGAACGAAGCCACGGAGGCAGUCAAACUUCACAAGCAAAGCGCUCUGGAAAAUCUCAAGAAUGGUGCGCUAGUGCAGUCAGCCCAGCAGCCUGGAUAUCAGAAGACUGAGAGAAUCUUGAAAAAAUUGCGCGGAGAGGCACCGUGGGCGGAUUAUUUCAAAGACAUGGAGGGGGUGAGUCCGCAAGAAGCCAAAAAUGAACUAUCAAGGCUCUGGGAGCUGCUCCGGGAGAAACCUGAGGAGCUUUGCAUUCACACGGUGGUGUCUUUUCUAUCGUCUCUCUUCAUGGUUGCAGGGGUCUUGCUUCUGUCUGUGGAGAAAGAGCUCCCAGCUCGGAACGAGCUAUUCAAAGGCGAUCCUCAGUCGUUCGAAGUGCAGUUCGCAGUUGUUUGGUGGUGGGGCAAUGUGCUGGUAGGCACGGCUCUAGCAGUGCAUGGUUGGUCGCACAUGACCUGGGCGAUUACGGAAGCCAGUUUCAAGUUCCGGGACAACAUCACCCAGGCCGCUGCCCAAAACCCGAGACUCUAA
Messenger RNA from Symbiodinium natans, 927 nucleotides. The record is from the annotation of a GenBank genome assembly. Lineage: Eukaryota; Dinophyceae; Suessiales; Symbiodiniaceae.